AUGAGAGAAAUAGGAAAGUGUUUUGUGGUUAUAAUACUGGUGAUGAUGAUACAAAUAGUGAGCUGGGUUGGUGCAACGAGCAGGCCUAUUGCUUCUUCCAGUCACGUUACUAAUUUUCAUCCAGAGCACAAUUCAGAUAGGCCCAUAUUGAAAUCAAGUGAGGAGGAUAAAGAGAUGGAAGAAAUAGAGAAAGGAAGAAGAAUAGGAUCAAAGCCACCAAGUUGUGAGAAGAAAUGCUAUGGAUGUGAGCCAUGUGAAGCCGUCCAAGUCCCUACCAUUUCGUCGAUGCCUCACCUCUCUCCUCAUUAUGCUAAUUACCAACCUGAGGGUUGGAGAUGCCAUUGUGCCCCUUAA
This is a messenger RNA of Capsella rubella, 354 nucleotides long. Its product is annotated as EPIDERMAL PATTERNING FACTOR-like protein 3. The record is from RefSeq and is a predicted model, not a curated record. The coding region runs from base 1 to 354 and encodes 117 amino acids. Gene Ontology annotation, biological process: stomatal complex development; guard cell differentiation. Lineage: Eukaryota; Viridiplantae; Streptophyta; Magnoliopsida; Brassicales; Brassicaceae. The transcript is spliced from 2 exons.